Molecule: messenger RNA, 2091 nt
Organism: Paramecium pentaurelia
Lineage: Eukaryota; Ciliophora; Oligohymenophorea; Peniculida; Parameciidae
Source: the annotation of a GenBank genome assembly
AUGUCUAAUUCACAUUUGAUUGAAAAUUAUUACAUAAUUCUAAAAAUAAAGGAUCCACAAUUACAUCAAAACUCAGAUGAAAUUGAAAUCAAGUAAUAAAUGUAGUAUGAUAAUAAAAACUAAAUUUAUUAAACAACUAUUAAAGUUUAAACUAAAAUCAGAUAUCAAUAUCAAUAUGCUAAAAAGAUUAAUGAUAACUUUAUAUAUGAAGUUGGUUUUAGAGGAUUUUAAUAUAGCUCAGUUGAUCCUUUAUUAAUAGAUUAAUGGAAUAAAUAAUGGUAUCAAUACAUUUUUACAUAUGGUGGUUAUAAUCAAAAUAUUUUUAAUGGUUAUUAGGCUGUUAUAAGAGAUUAUGAUUCCCCCCAUUAUAGAGAAAUAUUAUUUGAGAAAAAUCAUAAUUAUAUGCAUUGCAAAGAAAUAAUUGAUAUGAAUAUAAAAAAAAAUAAUAGAUAAUUGUGCUUUAAUUAAAUAAAUUAAGAUGGAAAAAGACUAGAUUCAUCUGAAUAAAUAUAAAUUAUUGAUGUUAGUAAAGUGAAUGAAUAGCAGAAAUUUAUUUCCAAUCUAGCUUUAAUAGAAUUUAAAGAAAUAGACUCAAAAACAAAAUAAAGAAUUGAAACAUAUUCAGGAAUUUAUAAUGAAAUGGUUAUUAUGAAAUAAUAAUUAAAAGAUUCUAAUUAAUCAAAAGACUUAAAAUAAAAUAUUCAAGAAAUAAUAAAUCAUUAUGAUAUAAAAAUCGCAGAAAUAAAUUAGAAACAUUUAUUAGAUUUAAUGAGAAAGGAUUAAGAUAAUAAAUAGGCCAUUAUUAAUUUAGAAUAAAAAUAAAAAGAUUAAAUGGAAUAACUUAGAGAAAAUCAUCUUAAAUAAAAUAUUAGUUUACAAAAAGAGUUUGAUGAUUUUAAAAAUUAUUCAGAAAAGGUUAUUCAAAAAUAUAUAAAUUAAAAUGAAAGAGCAAAUUAAAAAAUUUUAGAUUUAGAAUUAUCAAAAGUGAAUUUCUAAUCUGAAGAAAUUAAAAUUCAAGUUGAAGAUUUCAAUUAAUUAUCAAAAAAUGAAUAAGAUAAUCUUAAAUAACUUCAAGAAAAUUUGAAAAUCUAUGAGUUUAAAAUUUAGGAAAUUAAACAAGAAAAUGAUAAUUGUUAAGAAAAAUUAGAAAAAAAACAACUUAAAUUAAAGGGAUCUAUGAAUGAAUUGAAAAAAUGUUAAUAAUUAUUAGAAAAGUGGGAAAAGGACUCUCUUAUACUUAAGGAAGUAAAUCAAAUAGGAAAAGAUUAAUUUGAAAAAAAAUCUAUCAUUUAUUAAACUAAAUUAAAAGAAAUCUAAGUAAAAUUGAAUAAGAAGGGAGAAGAGUUAAAAAAAUUUAUGGAUGCCUUAGAGGAAUUAGAAAAUAAAUAUAAAAUAGAAAAAUAGAAUAAUAUACGAUAACAAGUAGAAUUUUAAAAAGAAACUAAAAAAUUAAAAGAUGAAUAUAAUAAAGAAAUGAAUGAAUAAAUAAUCUACUAUAAUUCUAUUUUAGAGUAAUAAAAAUAAACCAUUUAAUAAUUAAAGAUUGAUAAAGCAAAUUAAGAAGAGAAAAUAAAUUUAAAUAACAAUAUAGAUUAAGAAUCAAAAAAAAUUUAUGAAAAAUUAAGAAAUGAAUAGAAUUCUAAAAAUCUCAGAUAAUAAUCAAUUAAAAAUUCUAAUUAAUAAUUUAAUUAAAUAAUUUAAAACAUCUAUAAUCUUUUAACAUUAUAAUAGGGAGAUAUAAUUUAGAAUCUUAAAGAAUAAGGACUUUAAAUUAUUUAAGAUCUAUAAACAAAAUAUAUUAAUUAACAUGCUUUAGUAGAUUUAAAUAAUGAAAACUUUUUAAUGUAAAUUUGUAAAUUAAUAGUAAUAUUAAGUUAUAGUAUAAAUAAAGGUUAAUAAGAAAGUAAACAUAUUGAAGAUUUAAAAUAACUUGAAAAUCAACUUUAUGAAAAUGUUAAGAUAAUAAUGAUAAAAAAGAAAAAUAAUAAGAUCUUAUCAAAUAAAAUUAUAAAGAGAUUUUUUUCUAUAACGGUCCUGAUAGUACUUACUUUAAUUUAUUAAUUUAUGAUCCACAUUCCAAUAUCUGUUUGA